Hyaena hyaena (striped hyena) is the source of this 2153-nucleotide messenger RNA. RefSeq names its product solute carrier family 39 member 12 (gene SLC39A12). The transcript is spliced from 13 exons. Lineage: Eukaryota; Metazoa; Chordata; Mammalia; Carnivora; Hyaenidae. Gene Ontology annotation, biological process: intracellular zinc ion homeostasis; zinc ion import across plasma membrane. Gene Ontology annotation, molecular function: zinc ion transmembrane transporter activity. The record is from RefSeq and is a predicted model, not a curated record. Gene Ontology annotation, cellular component: membrane. Bases 402 to 2075 code for a protein of 557 amino acids.
CACAGAAAUUCCUCCCCUUACAAGUUUUACACGGUGAACAGCAAGCUGCCCCACUCCAUCAGCCGUUGACUCGAGAAAGACACUCGACCCAGGAGAGCAGCAGCAGCACCUGGAAUUCAGGCCACCUGACGGCAGUACUCCGAGCUCUCUCUGCUGGCCCCCCCCCACCCCGGAACCAUUCUGGAAGCCUCUUGAAAACGUUGUUGGAGAAAGCUGGCUGCCCGCGGAGGUCACACGGAACGCAAGGAGACUGCAAUCUGUGCUUUGAACCAGAUGCCCUGUUGCUAAUAGCUGGAGGAGACGUUGAGGAUCAGCUGAGAGAGGAAGUGGUCCAGAGAGCUUCUGUUCUUCUCCUCUAUUACAUUAUUCAUCAGGAAGAGAUCUGCUCUUCCAAACUCAACAUGAGUAAUAAAGAGUAUAAAUUUUACCUACACAGCCUCCUCAGCCUCAGGCAGGAUGAAGACUCCGAUUUCCUUUCACAGAAUGAGAUGGAAGAUAUCCUGGCAUUCACCAGGCAGUACUUUGACACUUCUAGAAGCCAGUGUAUGGAAACCAAAAUGCUACAGAAGAAGUCUGGAAUACUGAGCAGGGAUGGUGCUGAUGAAAACACGCUUCCUCAGUUGGCAGCGAUGAUCAUCGCUUUGUCCCUCCAAGGUGUCUGUCUGGGUCAAAGAGACUUGCCUUCGCCAGACUAUUUUACGGAAUAUAUUUUCAGUUUUUUGAAUAGUACAAAUACUCUCCACUUUUCGGAACUAGACCAACUCCUCAACACUCUGUCAACCAAAAGUACCUGUAUCAGAAAAGAUAAAAUCCAUCACCUUGAAAGGAGAGAAAACAACCUAACAAUCUAUGACUGGGGGUACCCUAAUCUGUCUGUAUCCACGGACCAAGAGUCAGAAGACAGUUCAGUUUCCUGGGAGAAGACUUGCUUCUCUGCCCGGCAGCUGGUGGAGAUAUUUCUACAGAACAGCCUUUCACCCAUUUCCAAGGAAGACUUUAAGCAAAUGAGUCCAGGAAUUAUCCAGCAAUUGCUCAGCUGUUCUUGCCAGCUGCCUGAUGACCAACAUGCAAAGCGGCCACCAACCACUCUGGAGAAAUAUGGCUACAGCACAGUGGCCGUGGCCCUGCUCACACUGGGCUCCAUGCUUGGGACAAUGCUGAUUCUGUUCCACACCUGUGAGGAAAACUACAGGCUUAUUCUGCAGCUGUUUGUGGGUCUGGCUGUUGGGACGCUUUCUGGGGAUGCCCUGCUCCACCUUAUCCCUCAGGUGCUUGAUUUACAUAAGCAGGAAGGCUCAGAGUUUGGACAUUUCCAUGAAAGCAAAGGUCAUAUUUGGACACUGUUAGGAUUAAUUGGAGGCAUCCACGGACUUUUCUUGAUAGAAAAAUGUUUUAUUCUUCUUGUAUCACCAAAUACCAAGCAGGGCGUGUCAUUGGUUAAUGGGCGUGGGGAACAUUCCCACCACCUUGCACUCAACGCUGAAUUAGGCGACCAGUCAGGCAGAGACAAAUCUGCUUCAACUAUCCAGUUGAAAGGCCCAGAAGAUUCACAGGCAGCUGAAAUUCCUGUAGGCAAUAUGACCGCCUCCAGCCAAAAAUACAAAACCAUUAGCUUGUUAGCAGUCAUGGUGCUGGUUGGGGACAGCCUGCAUAAUUUUGCAGAUGGUCUUGUGAUAGGAGCUGCCUUCUCGUCGUCGUCCGAGUCCGGAGCCAUCACCACACUCGCUAUCUUGUGUCAUGAAAUCCCACACGAAAUGGGAGAUUUUGCUGUGCUCUUAAGCUCUGGACUUCCUAUUAGGACUGCCAUCCUUAUGAAUUUUAUAAGUGCUCUGACUGCCUUCAUCGGACUGUACGUUGGUCUCUCAGUCUCAGCUGCUCUGUGUGUUCAGAACUGGAUCUUAACAGUGACUGCGGGGAUGUUCUUAUAUUUAUCCUUGGUGGAAAUGCUUCCUGAAAUGACUCAUGUUCAAACACAGCGACCCUGGUUGAUGUUUCUCCUGCAGAACUUUGGAUUGACCCUAGGCUGGCUUUCCCUCUUUCUGCUGGCUAUAUAUGAACAAAAUAUUAAAAUAUAAGUUAAGAGUCUCACACUUCUUCAAAAAUGAGUAUCUAUGGCCUCAUGUUGUCUCUUUUGUCAUACUCUAUAGUGAUUG